AUGACUACUACCAAGAUCAAACUCAUCCCCAACCCGCACUACCAGAAGUCGGGAACAAAGUCGUACGUGCACUUGAUGCGAAAGUAUGGCUUCCAUCCCACCAAAGAAGGCCCCUUCAUUAUCGGUACGGUUAUGCAGCAGACGGGCCGCCAGUACACGGAUAAACCUAUCGGGGGCCGGGUUCAUGCUCGUCAAGUCCUGCAGAAGAGGAGCGUCGAUGCCAAUGAGGUUGGACAGGUUGGUGCCGACGAUGUACAGAACGAUUCCAUGUAUCUGGCGCAGAUCGGUAUUGGUACCCCUGCGCAGAAUCUGAAUCUUGAUUUCGACACCGGCUCUGCCGAUCUUUGGGUCUGGUCAACAAAGUUGCCAUCUGCUACACUGUCCGCGAACAAGAAUCACACAGUUUUUGACCCCAGCAAAUCGACCUCAUUCAAGAACAAAGACGGUUCUACAUGGAAGAUUUCCUAUGGCGAUGGAUCUUCCGCCUCCGGCACAGUUGGCAACGACGAUGUCAACAUCGGCGGCGUCGUAAUCAAAGGUCAGGCCAUCGAACUGGCGGAUACUCUCUCAGCACAAUUUGCCAGUGGCGCUGGUGACGGUCUACUUGGCUUAGCAUUCGGCAACAUCAACACCGUGCAGCCGACCGCCGUAAAGACACCCGUCGAGAACAUGAUUUCGCAAGCGGAUAUCCCCAAGACUGCAGAGCUAUUCACGGCAAAGUUAGGAUCCUGGCGUGAUGCAGACGAGCCUGACAAGGGCGAGUCAUUCUACACCUUUGGAUUCAUUGAUCAGGAGACUGUGAAAGCCUCCGGCGAAGAUAUUUACUACACACCCAUUGACAAGAGCCAGGGAUUCUGGAUGUUUGACUCGACGUCGGCAACGGUGAAUGGCAAAUCGAUUGCUCGUGCCGGUAACAAGGCUAUUGCGGACACGGGUACCACUCUGGCUCUCAUCGAUGAUAGCACAUGCAAGGCAAUCUACGAUGCGAUUGAAGGAGCUUACUAUGAUAACGACAGUCAGGGCUAUAUCUACCCGACCAAUACUGCUUUGGAUAAGUUACCAGUUGUGUCAUUUGCAGUGGGCGAUAAGCAAUUUGUCGUUCAAAAGGAAGACUUGGGCUUUGCGGAGGCUAAAUCGGGAUAUGUCUAUGGUGGCAUUCAGAGUCGAGGUUCGAUGGAUAUGGAUAUCCUGGGUGAUACCUUCUUGAAGGGAAUCUAUGCAAUAUUUGACGUUGGCAACACGCGAUUUGGUGCUGUGCAGCGAAAGGAACUUCACCAGAACCUGUCCGCGCCUCCUCAGUAG
Messenger RNA from Penicillium subrubescens, 1302 nucleotides. RefSeq names its product pepsin-like aspartic protease. The record is from RefSeq and is a predicted model, not a curated record. Gene Ontology annotation, molecular function: aspartic-type endopeptidase activity. Gene Ontology annotation, biological process: proteolysis. The transcript has 3 exons. Bases 1 to 1302 code for a protein of 433 amino acids. Lineage: Eukaryota; Fungi; Ascomycota; Eurotiomycetes; Eurotiales; Aspergillaceae.